This is a messenger RNA of Rana temporaria (common frog), 2349 nucleotides long. RefSeq names its product CDC42 effector protein 4 (gene CDC42EP4). The record is from RefSeq and is a predicted model, not a curated record. The transcript is spliced from 2 exons. Bases 285 to 1187 code for a protein of 300 amino acids. NCBI's taxonomy places the organism in Eukaryota, Metazoa, Chordata, Amphibia, Anura, Ranidae.
CUCUGGCACAGAGUCACACGUUGGGAAAUCUGCUGGAUGGUGCAACUGCUGAGCUGUGCAUUCACUUCUCAGGCUUGUGGACUGCUGUGGAUUAGCAGAGCCGACACUGUUCUAACGGACAGCUGAGAUUAGCGGUGGACUUGUCUCAACAAUAUUCAGGUAUUGGCUUCCUUGGACUUCUACAGAGGGUUCGCCUGAGAAAAUCUCCGUUUAACAUUAUAAACAAAUCGACUGGGAUUACUGAACUACCAAAACAACAGGGAUUUAUUGCAUAGACUGCCAAGAUGCCGAUUCUAAAGCCGCUGGUAGCUAACUCCAAUGCAUCCAAAAGGCGCUCCCGGGCUGAUCUCACGGCAGAAAUGAUAAGCGCCCCCUUAGGGGAUUUCCGGCACACCAUGCACAUAGGCAGGGCUGGAGAUGCCUUCGGAGACACAUCUUUCCUGAGCAAACCAGAGGAUCAGCAAGAACCUGAAGAAUCGACUUCCAAGCAGGGGCUAUUGUCCCGAACCUUUCGCAGCAGCAAGCGCUCCCUUUCAGUGACGAGAGGUGACCGCAGGGACAUGCUAGGGUCGCUCAGGGACUCCGCCUUGUUUGUGAAGAACGCCGUUUCUUUGCCUCAGCUGACCGAAAAAGAAGCAGAAAAAAACGCAAGCAAAAAGAUGCCGAAAAGUUUGUCUUCCAGCCCAGUAAAGAAGGUUCCCGAAGAGCCGCAACACAUGAACGGGGCAUCUGCUCGUAGCUCGGCAUUUAUUAAAGACCCGUAUUUAGCAGAGAAAGAGUUUGGAGAUCUAACGGACUUGCCGGAGACGGCUCCCAAAAGCACCUACGGCAUGAAACACGCCGAGUCCAUCAUGUCGUUUCAUAUCGACUUGGGCCCAUCCAUGUUGGGCGAUAUAUUGAGCAUCAUGGACAAGGAUCCGUGGGAGCAGGAGUUUGACCUAAGUCUUGACAAACCGGAUGGAAAUGGUGCCAACAACAUCAAACAUUCUAUGCCUUCUAAGCCAACAGGUCCCUCAACAAAAGCCGAACAUGGCAGCCUUCCUACAUCCAGCAGAAACAACAAAAUUCAGCCAACCAAAGAAUACCAUUCGGUUUCCAGAGGUUCCUCAGGAAUCCCAGAGGAGAAACCAAGAAAAGGAAGAGACUUCUCCUUUGUGGACGAGGAGGAGGAUGAAAUAAGGGUGUAGGAACUAGUGACUUUAGUUUUAACACAGUUGACAAGCUAACCAAGAGAAGGUCAGACUGGCUUAUUCCCGCUUUGAUUUGCGCUCAGGACAUUGGGAUUGUUCCAGGAAUUGUCCCCAUUAUCUGGGAGGUCUACAGAAGCCAUUUUGGAGUUCUGUAGGCAUCGUACAAAGCGAUAGCAAUAACACCCAACAUUUUCGAAAGGUAGAGCGCCUACUUCGAAGGCUCAAAAGAGGCCAAGGUUUGACCAAUGUGGAUCACUAGCCAGAGCCACCCAAACACGAUGGGAAACUUUCCUGAAACACUACGAAGAGUCAGAAGGAAAACAUCUACAUGCAAAAUAGGAAAAUGCUACACGAGACGUUUUUAUGUCCGUUUAAAGGAUCCAAAAAAUAAAAAAACUAUGGAAAUUUAUCACUACAGCUUCUUUGUUUACCCGAAAUGUACUUCUGUGGCUGCCUAUUUUUUUUUUUUUUUUUUUAUCCAAAACUUCCAGUUUUUGCUGUUUCUACCCACAUUUUUGGUUGUUUUUUCUACCCAUGUUUUUGUAUGUUCCACCUUUCCUCGAAACCCCCAACCUCCUUUUUUGAAAAAUUGCUAUAGAAGCCUUUUAUGAUGUCAGGUUUGAAACCGGAGCUCCUGUUCAGCUGUUGUGCCUGUAAAGUAUAUUUUUGGAACUUUAUUUUCCAAUAAACGGUGUUCCGGCGACUGGAAGUCACAUUGACGUGGUGGGACUCCCGUCCACGUGUGACACGCAUGUAUAUAGACAAUCAGUUUUACUAUAGAGGGGGCUGUGACUUUUUUUUUUUUGUUUGUUUUUUUAAACCACCAAAUGCAGCCGCGUGGCAACGGAUGGGAACGUCAGAAGAGCGCCGACGUUUGGGAAUUUAAUAGGACCGCUUUUGGGAAGGUUCUACAACACUAGUCACAUGUUCCGUGUGAUGUCACCCCCUAGAAUUCUUUGCUAUUUAUUAACCUUUGCCAGUGAAGUGUACCAUACCAACUCCUUUAGCAGAGAUGACAUUUUUCCUGUGGGAAUGAUACUAAUCUUUAGAGGAACUUAUCCCUAAACAAGUAAAAAAAAAAAACUUCUUGUGUACAAGGAGGUUAUUUUUUUUUGUAUUAUUUAUGGUGCUUGGAGUAAAAUAAAAGUGACACUAUGCA